AUGUCGAAUACUCACGAGCAUAUCUGUGUCCGGACCCCCUGUUUUCUCCCGAUUCCUCAGGACUUGCAAGAGUUGUCGGAGUGGGUGAACCCGGAAUACCUUGUGCCUGCGAUGAUGGACCAAUGUGCAGCCGCGUUCAACGAAAACGGGUCUACCAUACAACUCCACAGAUUCCUCAAGGACGAUGUCGCGCAGAAGAUCGUCGAUGCCGCGAUCGCGGCGGACCGAAGCGACGGCCUCGGGUACAUGGAGGCGUCGCCCUUCGACGCCGGGGUGCGGGGGGGUUGGAGGAAGGCGGGCCCGCCCCACCGACAACGGAUGUUGCGCCUCUCCGCCGCCAAAGAGCCAGGCUCAGCGGAUGGACAGGACGUAGGAGACGGCGACAAUGAUGAUGAAAUAGGCGCCCUGCUCAGGGCUCUCAGAGACAAGCUCUUCCGGAGCGAGGCCUUCAAGGGCCUUCUUCAGAAGCUUCUUGGCGAUUCCCCGGUUGUGGCAUCUCGACGGCAAGCCCGCCGCUUCAGGCCCGGCCUCGACUACACGCUAGCAACUCCCGGGGUGCCGUGGGAAUGGAAAAAGCGCGAUGGUGGUGGUGGUAGUGGUGGUGAUGUUGCAGACAAGGGGCGGGUGGGGGGGUCCCAGGGGGAGGAGUACAUGGUGCUGGACGCGGCGCUGUGUUUCGUGGACGAUCGGGAGCCGUACAAGGAGGCGGCGUGGAGGCAGGACGAGGUCGGGGGCUACGUUACCUACCUUGGCGGGGACGACGACGAGGAAGAGGAAGAAAAGGAAGGCAGCCGUUCCGGCAGCACAGACGGCGGCUCUGUGCCGUCAGAGCAAGACGGCGGUGGCGGCAGUCGAAGCGAUAAGGAAAACGGCACGGCAGAUCCGGGCGAAGGUGUGGUCGCCGGAGGUGGGGGGGGGGCGCAAAAGAACGACGCCGCGGUGUACAAGGCGGACGAGGGCGGCUCCCUGAUAUCGGUGUCCGCGGCGUCGAACGCCCUGAGCCUGGUGCUGAGAGACGACGAGGCGAUCACGAGCUUCGUCAAGUACGUGAGUUCCGCCGCCCCCGGUAGCCGUUACGACGUCGUGGGCGAGUAUCUCGUCGCGUGCACCGGCGAAGAAGACGGCGCCGAAGACAGCAGUAGCAGCGAGGGUAGUUUUGGCGCCCCGGGGGGAGUGCUGGAUACGGUGCCGGAAGGGCACAGCGGAGAGGAGGAGGAGGAGGAGGAGGAGGAGGAGGAGGAGGAGGAGGAGGAGGAGGAGGAGGAGGAGGAGGAGGAGGAGGAGGAGGAGGAGGAGGUGGCGGAGCGAAGCCGGAAAAAAAUGAAGGCGUCGAUUGAUGCGUAG
Ectocarpus siliculosus is the source of this 1344-nucleotide messenger RNA. The record is from the annotation of a GenBank genome assembly. NCBI's taxonomy places the organism in Eukaryota, Phaeophyceae, Ectocarpales, Ectocarpaceae.